AUGACUACAGUGUUUCGAAAGGCAAAUGAAAACGACAGAAACGUCGAAGCCUCGUUGUACAUAGGGAAUUUGGACCCUAAAGUGACCGAGACAAUACUCUAUGAAUUAUUUGUACAAUUUGCUCCCGUGAGAUCGCUUCAUCUCCCCAAAGAUCGAGUGCUAAGAGCACACCAAGGAUUUGGGUUUGUGGAAUUUAAGAACCCUAAAGACACCGAGUACGUGGUACUGGCAUUGAAGGGCGUCCGCCUUUACGGGAAGCUUCUUCGACUUCGCCAAUUGGAGGCCGGAAAACCCUCCUCUACACAACCUUCUAAGUCUGUGUCUACAGCAGACGUGGGAGCCAAAAUAUUCGUUAAUAACCUUAACCCGUUGAUCGAUGAAAAGUUCCUUGCGGAGACGUUCUCAGCGUUUGGAACUGUGAUUGGUAGUCCACAGAUUGUCCGAGACCCACAAACUGGAGAGUCAAAAGGACAUGGGUUUGUGGACUUUGAUGAUUUUGACAGCAGCGACAAAGCCAUUGAGAGCUUGAACGGCAAAAUGCUCAUGAAUUGUCUUAUCACGGUGGCUUAUGCAUUCAAAGGAACCAAUCAGAAGGUUAGACAUGGGGAUAAAGCAGAGAGAGUAUUGGCAGCAAAUGCAAAAAAACGGAUUCAAAACAGCACUCCCUCCGACGGGACCGAUGGGGCUGGCGAAGGUGGCAGAAGAAAACGAGGUGGCUUAAGGUAG
Molecule: messenger RNA, 726 nt
Organism: Yamadazyma tenuis ATCC 10573
Lineage: Eukaryota; Fungi; Ascomycota; Pichiomycetes; Serinales; Debaryomycetaceae
Product: NADPH:quinone reductase
Biological process (GO): positive regulation of mRNA splicing, via spliceosome
Cellular component (GO): nucleolus; U12-type spliceosomal complex; U2 snRNP
Molecular function (GO): oxidoreductase activity; RNA binding
Source: RefSeq, a predicted model, not a curated record